AUGGAGUUUUGUACAAAUUGUAACGCUAACAUAAUCGCGGAGGAAAUCGAUUGCGAGAAACUCUGUCCCCAAUGUGGAUUAGUUAUCGAGCGAGACUGUUUAAGAUCCGAACAGACAUUUCCUACAAGAUCCAACAAUGACGCACACGUUUUUGUCAACCAUCAGCCAAGACCGUAUUAUUUGAGGCAUGAAGACAGUGAAAGACUCUGGCAGAACCUGGUGCGUUGCUUCAGGUUUGCUCGUUCAGUGUGCAUCUCUCUCAAUUGUCCUCGUACUCUCAUCAAUGAAAUAAAAGAUUUGAUCAAGUUAGUUCUUUCACACAGUUAUUUCAAGAAGAGGCGUUUAAUUACAAAGUACACAAUCUGCAUAUGCUGUAUCUACCUGAAAUGCAGAUGUGCCGACUGGCCGAUAACGUUUGCAGAUGUCGUCAGAGUGUCUGAGAGAACCACCUCCAACUAUGACCACUGGAGACAGAAGAUUCUACACUACUUCCCAAGCAUCAACAAUUCAGUCUCAGUCGACAUAUAUACACUGGCUAUAAAACAAUGCACAGAACUAAAAUUCACUCCAAAAAUGACCGACAAACUCAAUGAACUUCUAAAAUUCACUCAUGAUGUUUGGAUGGUUGAUGGCCGAAGACCAAAUAUCAUUAUACAUAGUCUCUGCUACAUAGUCUGGGUUACUGAAAACCUAACUGAAAGAAUCAAAGUCACCUUUAAAAAGUAUUGCACCCAAAACAAAUUAACCAAUUCAGGAGUCAGAAUGUACCUCGAUCGGAUUCUAAAUCUACUGAGCAUACUGGCCAAACAGCUGCCAUGGUGGUCUGAAUAUAACAGUGCGACAUGUAAGAAAAGGCCAAUGAGAGUUUUGUACGAGCUGGAUAGCAUAUUAAGUUACCAGCACACUCUCUUUCAACAAACCAUCAAACAGAUGACAGAUGAAGAUGAUGGAAAUGUUGUUAUUAAUGAUGACGAUGAAGACGUUGGUAAUGUUGAUGACGAAGAUGAUGACGCAUCUGACAAAGAUUAUGAAAGUAAUGAUAAAAUUAAUGAUAUCACAAAUGAUAGCAAUCAUAACAGCAACACUGUAGUGAAUGAAAACAAUUUUGAAAAAAUCACUAGAACCGAAGCCAAGAGAAAAUCGGAGCCAGAAAAUACCUUCAUGAGGAAAGUCUGUGAAACGACGUUAAGGAAGAAAAAAUGUAACAGCAGCAAUGACGACGACCAACAAGGAAGUUUUAAUUUGAACUUGGACUUAGACAGAAGUGAACUAGACGACGACGAUAUAAAUGAGAGCGAAAUAAUGAACUACAUAAAAUUCAAUGACGAAGUUCACACUGCCAUACAACAAAUUAAAGGAGGCACUAAAGAUAGCAAUGUUACAAAUAGCAACAAUAACAAUAAUAACAACAACAACAAUAAUAAUAAUAAUGAUCCUAAGGAUGAUCUAAGCAGACAGACAGAUAAUCAAACUGGCAAUUAUGGAGAGAACGAUGAUGACAGAUUUUUUUAUAACGAUGAUGAAGAAGAUAACAAUAAUAAUAAUAAAAAUAAUAAUUAUGACGGUGAUACUCACGAACAUGAAAAUGUACACAACAUCUCUCUAAAUGAUAGUUACACUGAUGAUUAUGAAGGUGACAGUGAUUAA
Messenger RNA from Helobdella robusta, 1647 nucleotides. RefSeq lists its product as hypothetical. Gene Ontology annotation, biological process: transcription preinitiation complex assembly; transcription initiation at RNA polymerase II promoter. Bases 1 to 1647 code for a protein of 548 amino acids. NCBI's taxonomy places the organism in Eukaryota, Metazoa, Annelida, Clitellata, Rhynchobdellida, Glossiphoniidae. Gene Ontology annotation, molecular function: TBP-class protein binding; RNA polymerase II general transcription initiation factor activity. The transcript has a single exon. Gene Ontology annotation, cellular component: transcription preinitiation complex; nucleus. The record is from RefSeq and is a predicted model, not a curated record.